Brienomyrus brachyistius is the source of this 2092-nucleotide messenger RNA. RefSeq names its product retinal homeobox gene 3 (gene rax). The record is from RefSeq and is a predicted model, not a curated record. NCBI's taxonomy places the organism in Eukaryota, Metazoa, Chordata, Actinopteri, Osteoglossiformes, Mormyridae. Gene Ontology annotation, biological process: positive regulation of transcription by RNA polymerase II. The transcript is spliced from 4 exons. Gene Ontology annotation, molecular function: RNA polymerase II cis-regulatory region sequence-specific DNA binding; DNA-binding transcription factor activity, RNA polymerase II-specific. Bases 104 to 1015 code for a protein of 303 amino acids.
GAUGGGCCCCUUUAUAAAGCCCACAAGACAACGUCUCUGCUACGGUUCAGGUCAAAGACGUGUAUAAUCAGAAGUCGAAUUAAACACCAGUCAACGAACGUCAAUGAGGUUUCUCGAUUCGCCGUCAGCAGGAAUGGAAGACCGUCUUUCGCCUUCCGGAGGUUUGGUUCGCAGCCCCGGACACGCAUCUCGAAUCCAUAGUAUCGAAGCGAUUUUGGGGUUUAAGGAUGAGAACAUUUUCCAUCAGCCGAUUUCAUCGAAUGUCCCGGCAAGAUUCACGAAAGACACUGAGCGCAGAAGGAAAUGCAAGGUGGUCCCCGCCCUGAGGAAGGGUCAAGGCUCCGAGGGCUUUCAAAGUGCGUGUUGCGCAAGCAGUUCUGGAGCAAGUGCCGAUUUACCUGAAAGGGAAUGUAAAUUUUCCGGUGAUGACAACCCAAAGAAGAAACACAGACGCAACAGAACUACAUUUACUACUUUUCAACUUCACGAACUAGAGAGAGCCUUCGAGAAGUCGCACUACCCCGACAUUUACAGCAGAGAGGAACUGGCGCUCAAGGUCAAUCUGCCGGAGGUCCGUGUUCAGGUGUGGUUUCAGAACCGAAGAGCCAAGUGGAGAAGGCAGGAGAAGCUGGACGUUGGCUCCAUGCGGUUUCCAGACUCCCCCAUGCUGACCUUUAGCAGAUCUCCACAGCCGGCGCUCAGCUCGCCGGGCCUGCAUCUCGAACCUUGGCUCAGCCCUGGUGUUUCCACCUCCACCACUCUGCAGUCCCUUUCAAACUUCAUCACGCCGUCCCAUGGGCUGCCCAACAAUUACACCACACCUCCUUACUUAAAUUCUUCUUCUGUCGGACACAGUUUAUCACAUAUAGGUACCAUGUGCCUGCCUCCCUCCUACCAAUGUGCAGGAUUUAUGGACAAGUUUUCCAUGGAGGAGGCAGAUCCCCGCAAUUCCAGCAUUGCCUCACUGAGGAUGAAGGCAAAGGAGCACAUUCAGUCAAUAGGAAAGACGUGGUAGCAUCAUACAGGCAUCUUGCUGUGGCUGUCCACUAUUGAUAGCUGACUGUAAACAAAACCACUACAUCAAUGUUUCCCAACCCAGUCUUUGGGGUCCCCAGACAGUCUGGAUGUCCCCGAGGACUAAGGACAGCCUGAAGGUCCCUGAGGACCGAGUAACAGCCUGGAGGUCCCCAAUGACUGAGUUACAGCCUGGAGGUCCCCAAUGACUGAGUUACAGCCUGGAGGUCCCCAAUGACUGAGUAACAGCCUGGAGGUCCCCAAUGACUGAGUUACAGCCUGGAGGUCCCCAAUGACUGAGUAACAGCCUGGAGGUCCCCAAUGACUGAGUUACAGCCUGGAGGUCCCCAAUGACUGAGUUACAGCCUGGAGGUCCCCGAGGACCGAGAACAGCCUGAAGGUCCCCGAGGACUGAGUUACAGCCUGGAGGUCCCCAAUUACUGAGUUACAGCCUGGAGGUCCCCGAGGACCGAGAACAGCCUGGGGAUCCCCGAGGACCGAGAACAGCCUGGGGAUCCCCGAGGACCGAGAACAGCCUAGGGGUCCUCGAGGACUGAGUUACAGCCUGGAGGUCCCCAAUUACUGAGUUACAGCCUGGAGGUCCCCGAGGACCGAGGACAGUCUGGAGGUCCCCAAGGACCGGUUUUGGAAACACUGCUCUACAUUGUUAAAUUUCAUCAUUUGAUCUUAAUGGAUUAUUUUUGUGGCGUGAAAUAUUUUGUAUGGAGAAAAUGUUCUUUUCUAGAAUAUGUCUUUUUGAGAAAUAAUAUUUAUAUAUAUAAAUAUAUGAUGUAUAUUAAAUUGGAGCUUUGUCACACGCAAGUUUUGUUGUUUGCUGAUCAUAAUAACGUUCAUUUUAAACAAGGUGGAAUGAUGAAAAAAUAGGAAUUCCAUAAACGUCUGUGUGGAAUGGCAUGUUUCAGUAUUAGCGUACGCAGAAUAUAGCCAUUGUGUUAUCAGAUACUGCGUUAUUUUCAUAUUACAGCCCGUAGAUGGGAAAAAUGUGAACAACCUUAAAUUAAUUACCCUUUGGGUCUUUUGAAUAACUAAUGCAUCUGUAUGCACAAAUAGAAUUUGA